GAAUCUGAUGCUCACUCCCUUCCUGCCAAGUGUCUUCAAGAACACCGUAUAAGUAGCCCUUCACCUUCAAGUCUUUGUCCACUUGUCGUUACAUCCUCUAAACAGUUUUCUCAGUCUCAUUGAGUGGUUUCAACUUCACCUUUCUUUCAGUUUCAGUUUACUCGGUUUCUUUGAUUUUUGCUGCCACUUAGAAAACAGGAAGAGCAGGAUCAGCAAAUAUGGGUCGUUUUUGGACUUUUCUCACUCAUGUUCACACGCUAUCUGGGCCAGUCAUGAUGUUGCUCUACCCCUUGUAUGCAUCAGUAAUUGCUAUAGAGAGUGCAUCAAGGGAGGAUGAUGAGCAGUGGCUUGCUUAUUGGAUCUUAUAUUCAUUUCUAACUCUUACAGAGAUGCUGCUCCAAUCCAUUUUAGAGUGGAUUCCUAUAUGGUACUCUUUGAAAUUGGUGGUGGCUGCAUGGUUGGUUCUACCACAGUUCAAAGGUGCAGCUUUCAUUUAUGAAAGGUUUGUGAGAGAGCAUAUCAGGAAAUAUAUAGGGGAAAAAGAUCAUCCCCAUCACAAGUCUACCACUGCCAGUGGUAGUGGCGGCGGCGGCAAAGGCAAGAACAAGUUCGUUCACUUCAUAUCCCCCAAUAAAGGAGAACAUGAGAUUUCCUGAAGAGGGAAGAAAGGUUAGCUAGAAGAGAAGACAAGUAAAGACAUGGUCGGCAGCUUGCUUUUGUGGAUCUUCUUCUCUUCUUCUCUUCACCUCUUUGCUUUUCCCCUUUACACUUUGUUGGAAUGUUGUGACUUUCCUUUCAUAUGCUUAGGUUAAUGAGCUAUGUUGAAAAUCUAUGAUGGAAGAUUUGAACGUCUGUCCCCUUGACGAUGAUGCUCUGACUGAUUUUUCUUCAAUCUUACGUGUAUAUCAUCUUAAUUA
Messenger RNA from Populus nigra (black poplar), 917 nucleotides. Its product is annotated as HVA22-like protein e. NCBI's taxonomy places the organism in Eukaryota, Viridiplantae, Streptophyta, Magnoliopsida, Malpighiales, Salicaceae. The record is from RefSeq and is a predicted model, not a curated record. The transcript is spliced from 5 exons. Bases 219 to 656 code for a protein of 145 amino acids.